Molecule: messenger RNA, 900 nt
Organism: Botrytis fragariae
Lineage: Eukaryota; Fungi; Ascomycota; Leotiomycetes; Helotiales; Sclerotiniaceae
Exons: 2
Coding region: 1-900 (299 amino acids)
Source: RefSeq, a predicted model, not a curated record
AUGUCUAACAACAGGGACGGAGCCUCUUUUUUUGCUACCACAUCCCCUCCAUAUUCAAAUGCUUUAUACGAAGACUAUGGCUUGACGCACAAACAAUGGUGCGACUAUAAAUACCCUGAAGAGCCCUUGAAUGUUAUAAAUGCGCAACUGGAGGCAGUUACUCGGGAAUUAAGACCAGCUCGCAUCAAUGCUCCUCGUUCAUCUCAUUUUUUUCAUCCAGGCCGGACCAAUCUUUCUCAGAGCGCUCCUGAUCAUCUCUCUCCUCCACCACGUCCAUCAACUCCUCUUGGUCAAGCCAACUAUGAUGAUAGUGAUGACAGUGGUGAUUCCAUAGAUCUCGGCAGCUCAAGGCCAGUGUCGGCGCAAAUACAAGCUCCAGUUCCAGCUCCUUCCAGAAUUCGUUUGUCCACUGCAGCCAAGCGUCCAGCCGAAGACGCCGCUCUUAUCGGCACUGGUAUCGAAGAGAAACCAGACCCUAUCCGCGCUGACACCAUGGCAAGCUUAACCAAAGAAGUAAGAACAGCGACCCUUCCUCGUGGCGUCCCACACCGCAAACAACUUGACCUUCUGAGGGACAUGCCUCUUCGCAGACAGCUCUCUCUACGAAAACCACAUAGAGAUUUCUACCGUUCGCGACCCGACUACUGGGAUGCAACAGCCGGAUACUUAGUAGGUGAAGUAGUCCCUGAGCCUUGCAGCUACUGUAAAGCCGGUAGUGGGCUGUUCGCAGAGUGUGUUGUGGUUCCACCUCAAUCUGGUAGUGAUAGACAACCAUUGGGAGGAGUUUGUAUGAGUUGUGCUUAUCAAAGCUCGGGGGGAAAGUGUUCGUUCCAUCCAAAUCACAGUCAAUGGAAAGAGAGAACGGACAGGGAGCGCAAAGAGCGAGAAGCAAACGCGUAA